Molecule: messenger RNA, 1391 nt
Organism: Dermacentor andersoni
Lineage: Eukaryota; Metazoa; Arthropoda; Arachnida; Ixodida; Ixodidae
Product: EEF1A lysine methyltransferase 2
Cellular component (GO): cytoplasm
Molecular function (GO): protein-lysine N-methyltransferase activity
Source: RefSeq, a predicted model, not a curated record
GACAACGCGGCAGGCAUCUAAAGGAGGCAUUGCCAUGGCCUUCUUUAUUCUAUGAUAUGGCGCUCUCUUCGGAGGUUGCGUGUGGCGAGCUUAAUCCGUCGGAACUUGGGACGAAAACUUACUGGGAAGAGGCGUAUCAGAAUGAGCUGAAUAACUUCACAAACCACGGUGAUGUGGGUGAAGUUUGGUUUGGCAGCAAGAAUGAAUGUCGUGUUGUCAGGUGGUUGCUGCAGCAUGCUGAGAAAACGAGCCAUAUUCUGGACAUCGGUUGUGGAAAUGGGCACCUUCUUGUACACUUGGCCAAAGAAGGCUUCACCAACCUGACAGGAGUUGACUACGUUGAGAAUGCGGUGAUCCUUGCAAAGGAAUUAGCAGCCAAGGAAGCAGUUUCUGUCCUUUUUGAGGUGGGCGACAUUCUUGAACAGGACCUGCCAUGUCCCAGUUUCUCAAGGAAAUACGACUUCGUCUUGGACAAAGGAACGUAUGAUGCCAUCAGCCUCUGUCCAGACAAUCCGCAAAAAAAACGCAGGUGCUACCUUGAAGUUCUGUCACAAAUCCUUGCAACUGGAGGCCAUUUUGUGAUUGUGUCAUGCAACUGGACACAGCAGGAACUGACAGCACACUUUAAGAGAGGAAUUGAAGUUUUGAGACAGUGGAGUUGUCACUUAAUUUGUCUCCACCGGGCACUGCCAUUCUGUGGCAUGUUAGAUACGGGACCGUUUCCUGAGCCCACUUCGAGUUCCCCAGACCACAUCGAAUCGCACCACAGCUAAUUAAGGAGCGCAGAAACACGGAUACCACAUUCCUGAGGCACGGCACGUGCAAACAAAUUGGCGGACCCCACUUCGUGUGCAGCCGGUGGAGCUAUUCACUGCUUGGCUCUUCCCGAAAGUGAAGCGAGAGCCUGGCACUGUGGCGGGUAAAGUGGGUCCCGAAGCAAGACGGCUGUAAUGCGCCGUGACAACCUGGUGGCGUCGCCCCCAUCCAUGUAUUGUGACGGCGCAUUGCAAGUCAGCAAGGCAAGACCGCAGGAAGAAGAAAGCCCUCGGACAAACACACGAGCAGCGACUCUCUUCGCCGGGUGUGACUCCAUCGCACGGGCGCCUACCAUUGGCCGAAAAUGGCGUCACCUGAGCGGGCUCUCCCAUUGGCCGAACGUGACUUGUCUUCGAGACACCAAAGGGCUUAAAAGACGCAGACCGGAAGCAGCAGAAGAGGAUUCCUAGAGCAUUCCUAGAGCAUUACUUGAUUCAUCUCUUUUGAACUUCUUGCCACGGGCCGCAGCGUCCGAGUUGCUGCCGGCCCGUAAUGACUCUACGACUGUUAAUUGACUCUCACUGUAAAUAAUGUAAAUAAACCUCCCAAGUUUUCAUCCCGACAUCCUCCUCAAC